GGCAACUCUAUCAAAAUCGAAAUAGCUUGUGGUUUGUUUACAUUUUUCAUUGCGCUGGAUAACAUCGUACUCGUAUUGUUUAAACAAAAUACUAAUUUAGAUUAGAAUCAUGGCAUCUGUAAAACAAUUACUGGUUUUUAUGCUAUCGUUGGUCGCUUUUGCGUAUACAUUUUAUGUUGUAGGAUCUUUGAUGUUUUUCUUGUCGCGUCCUAGAAACGUUCCGAAAAUAUAUGUUUGGGUGUUUAACUUGCUGGACAACAAGUCUCGCUUGGAGACAAGUUACGGACCAAUGCUGUUUGACACUCUCUACAUAAUUGGAUUUAUAUUACAACAUAGUUGUAUGAAAUCUGACCUUGUAAAAAGUAUUUUGGACAAAGUUGGAUUGGCCGCAGCAGAACGCUCAAUAUACUGUCUUACGUCAUCGUUAAGUUUACAUUACCUUAUACGACAUUGGUUGCCUGCUCAAUCCAUAGUCCUUUGGCAGGUGGAUGUGGCGUCUAGUAAUGUGUUGUGGUGGACAUUUUCUUUAGUACAUGGAUUUGCUUGGAUGAUAAUAUAUGGAGGCAGUAUUAUAAUGGAUCUGCCAGAAAUAUUGGGAGUGAAGCAGGCUUAUUAUGACUUGAAGGAUUACGCGCAGCCAAUCGCAUACAAAUCGUUCAGAUUGCGCCAUUUGUACAGCCAUGUACGACAUCCAUCAUUUGUUGGCUUAAGCGUAAUCUUGUGGGCCACAAACCUUAUGACCAUAGAUAGAUUCUUGUUGGCAUUGCUACUGACGACUUAUAUGUUCCUUGCUUGGUCAACCGAUCGUAAUGACGUAGUUUAUCAACGCAACCAGUUUCAACGCAAAGUACAGGAGCUCAAAAACGAUUAAUGAGGAGAUCGCACACAUAUCCUACGACAUAUUCGAUUAAAGUAGUCUCGAGCACAAAUUCAUUAUUUCUAUCACAUCUAUUUAUAAUCAUAAUCUUACAAGACUUAAUAUAGUAUUUAUGCACAUUUACGUUUUUAUACUAACAAAAUAAAGGUCUCUGAUAUAAUUAGCUGAA
Rhagoletis pomonella (apple maggot) is the source of this 1046-nucleotide messenger RNA. Its product is annotated as nurim homolog. The record is from RefSeq and is a predicted model, not a curated record. Lineage: Eukaryota; Metazoa; Arthropoda; Insecta; Diptera; Tephritidae. The coding region runs from base 110 to 871 and encodes 253 amino acids. The transcript is spliced from 3 exons. Gene Ontology annotation, cellular component: nuclear membrane.